UAUCCCCUCAACCUACCUAUAAGUAAUCUUCACUUGCAAUGCCUGUGUGCGGCCCUUGUCACGAUGCUAUUUGCGACAUCUACCCCAAGGUAGAAGCCAUCCAUCCCAAACGGGAAACUACCGUAGCGUACCCUUCAUUCGACCCAGACGCUGAGGGAAAAUGCUGGAUCUGCAUCAAACACGCUGGUUUCUUAGAGAAUUACUUCCCCGCAGUUUAUGAACGAUGGCUCAAACAAACAUGAAUUGCUAGUCACUUUCAAGCUGAUUUCGCUUCUCUCGAGCAAGAGGCACAACCAAGAACUCGUCAUAGCCCUUCCGACGAAAUUUUGCCACCUGACAGUCGUGGUCGUCAAAACUUGGAGGUUCGUCAGUUGAUCAUAAUCCGCAAUCACGGAGGCGACGAAAAGUCAGGCUGCCUGGUAGAGCUCAAGUUUUACAAGCAAGGAGGUUCCAGAGACAAGCUUAUAUGCUGAGGAUUGCGCUUCGAACCUUAUCAAUAUUCCUCAAAUCCAAGAUUGGAUAAGCAAUUGCAGACAACUACAUACAGCAUGCUGCUCACCCCUGCGUGUAGAUUGGUAUCCCACUCGUCUGCUAGACUUAGCUGGAGAUGAGGGCAUGAUAAAUGUAGUUCUCCUCCAAGAAGAAAGACCCGCCGGGCCGUACAUGACACUGAGUCAUCGGUGGAGCAACUAUACAUAUGAGAAGCUCACUUCUCAGUCGCUCAGUCGCUUCAGGCGCUCUAGAGAUACGUCGCGUCUGCCACGCGUCUUCCAGCAAGCAAUUGAGGUCACGAGAUUACUUCAGAUUCGUUACCUUUGGAUAGACUCACUUUGCUUUAUGCAAGAUACUGCCUGUGGAGACUGGAAGGCGGAAGCCUUAAAGAUGGGCGACGUAUACGCGAAUUCAUUUCUAAACCUAUCGGCUUCAUAUACAGCUGGCGAAGGCGAAAACCCAUCGAUCUUUUCCCCUGAGUCCUGGAAUCACGUCCUCCCCUCUGAGCUCGUCCUGAAGAAUAACGAAGAACUGCGAAGUAAUAUCUUUAUUGAUGGAGACUUAUGGAAUGAUGAGGUUGGCGAAUCACCAUUGAUGGAACGUGGCUGGGUUUUUCAGGAGCAAUUCCUAGUACCUCGUGUGCUUCACUUCGGGAUGCGGCAACUGGCUUGGGAAUGCAACGGAGGAGGUGCACUCCAAAUGUUUCCGACUGGCCUACCACCUCGCUUUGAGGAUAACUAUAAGAAGGAUAUAUGUUGGCCCAUGAUGAGACCGAUGAACACAUUGAGUUCAGAGGAGUUUUGCAGUCGCUGGCAUGAGAUCGUCACUGCUUACUCGGCCUGUCACCUCACAUUCAAUACGGAUAAGCUUAUCGCUUUUGCCGGGAUUGCCAAAACUAUCCAAUCCGUGGGAAGUGAUGAGUACAUCGCAGGAAUGUAGAAGACCACAAUCAUCGCUGAUCUUUCAUGGUGGGUCUAUAAAGCCAACGGCUGUCUGCCUUCAGGCCAUCAAGCGGCUCAUCGUGCCCCUAGCUGGUCAUGGCUUUCUUCAGACAGGCAGAUAUGUUUUCACCCCCACCCAUCAGCACACCAUAAACAAGAGUACUUUUGUCGUGUCAUUAAAACUCCGGCAAGAGAGGCAGCCGGGGUUUCGGUCCUUAGUGCAAACGGUAUCCUCGAGCUACAAGGGCUCGUUCUCCCCGUCGAUUCCCUCGAGUGGCAUAACAUGGAAGUCAAAUCCUUUAAGAUAGGCAAUUUCCAGUUCAACUCCUGUGGAGGGCCAGAAAGCACAAACUUUUAUUAUGAUGGUCCUAGAGCAGACGUCAUGAGUCUUGAGUCUCAGCAGCAGCUUUUUGUGCUUCCACUCUACGCAACUGGGAGACUCAUAGUUGGCAUUUUGGUCUCGAAUUUGUAUACUCACCCAGGCUGGCGCAGAGUAGGUGUGGUAAGCAUCCAAUAUCAAAACAUUCCACCAGAGCUCCAUGCUCCAGCUCUUGAUGGAUGGACGUAGAUUCUUGAUUCUCGUUGGGCAAUCCAUAUCGAUGGUUACAGGCUUUAUCAUGACAUUUCUACAGCCUUUCAGGGAGGCGAGGUCACUAGUAUCAAGCUAGUAUAAGUAGUGUUAUAUAGCCUUAAUGUCGAUGCUAAAUAGUAUAUAC
Molecule: messenger RNA, 2149 nt
Organism: Fusarium verticillioides 7600
Lineage: Eukaryota; Fungi; Ascomycota; Sordariomycetes; Hypocreales; Nectriaceae
Exons: 2
Coding region: 616-1431 (271 amino acids)
Source: RefSeq, a predicted model, not a curated record